AUGGAGAAGGCCCAUAGGCGUAGGCUCAUACUUUCUGAGUCGGAGUAUGAGAAGCCCAUUGUCGACCCCCCAAAGCUGAAAAAGGGAAAAGUGGUGAUGGGAGGAAGGAAGAGGCUGGUGAAGGUGGCUACUAAAGCUGUGAUAACCGAGGGUAUAACUGUGGUUCGGCCAAAUAACAGUCCACCAUCUCCUGGACAAAUUGAACCGCAGCAGGUUGGCCAUGAUAAGCAACAAGGUCGGGCUGUGGCGAGGAGGAAGCAUAAGCUCCGAGUCUCGGAGGUGCUGGUGCUGACGGUUGGGGAAGGGACGAGUACCUUGACAAUUAAGGAAAGUUCCCCUCCUUGUCAUUCUACUGAUGGUGCGAUGGGAAUGACACCCUCCAGUGCUUUGGUGAACUCGACAGCAUCCCUGUCGGAGGAAGAGGACAACUCCUUUGAGAUUAAAAGUCGGGCCCCUGCAUGUGACAUGGAAAAUUCUCGCUCCAUACAUGGGCGCGUCUAG
This is a messenger RNA of Linum trigynum, 501 nucleotides long. Lineage: Eukaryota; Viridiplantae; Streptophyta; Magnoliopsida; Malpighiales; Linaceae. The record is from the annotation of a GenBank genome assembly.